UUUUCAGAAAAAUGAACGAAUCAAUAUAUACAACGCCACAGUCUUCAAAAACUCCGAAAUCAAAAUCUGCGAGGUAUUCCUCACCCUAUCAGGUGAUCGAUCUCAACAACGAAUCCCAAGAAGAUCUCAAGACCCGUUUGCUAGAAGCCGAGAAUAUAAUUCAGGACUUGAGGUCUGAACGUGACGCCCUUCACGAGUCACUAGUCGACAAGGCCGGUCUCAACGAAUCCGUGAUUAUUGAGCGGAGCAACAAGGUCUCUACUCAGGAAACAAGGAUAUAUCGGAGGGAUGUGACCCUGUUAGAGGAUGACUUGAAGCAGAAGGAGUCGCAAAUUCGGAUCCUGCAAAAUCGAUGUUUAAGACUGGAAACCGAGAAGCAGAAGAUGCAAGAUACAAUUUCCGGCUAUCAGGAGGAUCUUAAAGAGAACGAAAUUAGAAUUGAAAAUUUGAAUUCAAGACUUCACAAGCUGGAGGACGAGUUGUCAGCGAAAACCCAUGAGAUCUUCAGCAUCGGAGAAGAGCUCAAGAAUAAAACAAUGAAGCUCAACGAGAAAAAUAGUCAAUUUCAGACAAAACUAGCAGAAAUCUCAAGUGAAAAUCGGAACCUUGAACGCAAAGUUCAAAAGUUCAGAGAAGAGUUGAUAGUGAAGGAUCAAAGAAGCUUAGAAGUUCAUCAAGAUCAAGAGAAUACUCAGAAGGUGCUGAAAGAGGUGAAGCAACUCUCUGACCGCCUGGACUACCUGACACCAAAGCGAAAGGAUGUUUCAAGGAUCAAGGAACGCGAUGAUUUCCUUCAGUUUUCUGCGAAGAUCAUUGAGGAGACUAUGAGCGAGCUGAAAUUGAAGAAUGCUAGACUGGAGAGGGAGUUAUCGGAGAAAGAGGAGUUGGUGAAAGUUACGAAGGAGGAGCUCCAAGAGCUUCAGAAGACUGUGACUCAGGCAAUGGGAGAUUCGGAGCAAGCUACGAAAUAUUUGCAUGCGGAGAAUAUGAAGCUCACCCGUCAAAAAGCCGACAUCCGCUGUGAUCUACUUGAAGCCCGCCGGAACUUGAAAGGAUUUGAUGAAAAAAGAGAAGAACUUGAAAAACAACGAGAUGAAGCGCUGGAGGAUGUCCGAAGGAUCACUGAGCUCAAGAAGAACGUGGAAAUCGAGCUGAGAUCUUUAAAACUUCUCGCCGAGGAGCGGGAAGAACAGAUUGACGAGCUGAAAUCUCGAGUAGCCGGAUAUGAAGUUCUCAGACGGGACCACGAGGCGGUGAAGAAUGAGCUGGCAAAAGCUGAGGAGAAGCUGAACAAAAUGGGAGCUCACCUGGUCAUGGCUGACAAGCAAAGUUCUCACUUCAAAACCCUCAAGGAAACCGCCGAAGGAUCCCGCCGCCGAGCUAUUGAGCAGUGCAAUGAGAUGGUGGCAAGGAUUCGGGGUCUUGAAGCAAGCCUUGAGAAUCAGAGAAAAGUGGAACAAGAGCUGGAAAUGGUGAAAGCUGAGAAUGUCCGACAAGCCAAGAAAAUUGAGUUUAUGAAGGAAGAGAUUCAGGAGACUCAUUUGGAUUACCGCGAGGAGCUGAGCAAACUGGCUAAAGGAGGAGGAAGUCAUGAAGCUGAUUCUCAACGUGACAGUGAGCUCCGAAGCGCCAAAAAAACUAUUCAAGAGGUGAAGGCGGACAACAAGAAACUCCAGCAAAUCCUGGAAGAAGUCCGUCAAAAUCAAUCAAAAGUUCUCGAAGAGAAUGUGAAGCUCCGAAAAGGAAUGGCAGAGGCAAUUGAGAAGAUCGAGGAGUUCAAGAGAAACUGGCACAGCUCACGUGAAGCUGGUGAACGUCUCCAGUUGGAAGCUAAAGAGAACGAGGAGAAAGUUCUCAAGGUGGAAGAGGAGCUCCAGGAGAAGAGAUUGGAAGUUCUGGAGAAAGAGGAGUUGGUCAAUUACCUUCAGAGUCAGAUUAACACGAAACAGACGAAGCAGCCGAAAUUGAGCCGUAGAAGUACGCUGAUGAGUACUAUAUCUGAAGUUGAUACUUCUACAUACGUACGCGAAGUGGAAGAAGUCCGUGCCCUGGAAGAGCAACGAGAAGAGCUCCAAGCCUACCUCGCUGAGAAGCGAAAAAUGGCUGAUCUUCAGAAAUCCAGAUCAACCGCCAACACGACAACUCUCAUCACAUCGACUACUGCCACAGAGGUGUCCAAAUCUGCAUGUGAACUAUCCUACCCUCCAGCUACCAUGCGACACGACAUCCCACACAAAUGGCUCGAAUUCCGCCACUACUCGGUGCUCUCGAUGAAGUGCUCCCUAUGCUUCGUGGGCAUCACAUUCUUCACAAAAGCCAAUAAAUGCUCACAUUGUGACGUCAGAGUUCAUGCGUCGUGUGCGCCACGUGUCAACAAUACGUGCGGGAUCCCGGCUCAAUGUGCCACCUACUACCAGGAUGCUCAGGCGGUAGGAGGCAUCGGAAGAAUGAAUGGGUGGUUGAGAGUGUAUCGGGAUGAUCUACCAGAAUCAACGUGGACAUCGCUAUGGGCCAUGAUGGACUCAAACCAUGUGAAGUUCUAUCGGGAUGCUGGUGCCGACAAUCUAGAGAAUCCCUACUUCACAAUUGAUCUGAACAAGGAGCAAUGGAUUCUAAGAACCGGACAAGAAGUUGCAAUUCCUGGUGAUGUCAUGAGAAAUGUGUUGACAAUCAAGCUGCAGACUAGAUCCGUGCACAUUGUGGCUCCGACGCCAAAAUCCGCUGAACGAUGGGCCGCGUGUCUGCAGAACGCGCAGACGAGGAGAAUGAUGAAGAACUCGAAGCCGUCGUCGAUUGCGGAGUACUCGUGUCUGCUGACGCUGAGCUUGCCGAAUAAUUUGAAGAUUUUCAAGGCGCAUACCAUCGAAGACUGGAUCCUCUUCGCAACUCAAACCGGACUCUUCUUCACAAGCAUCUCCCAACCACGAAACCCGACUCGAAUCGCCGGCCCGAGCUCCGUGACUUCUCUGGAAGUCAUGUCGGAGAUCAACUGUGUUGCGAUGAUAACCAAUAGCAAUCGACAGCUCGCCCUGAUCCCUCUGGACUCUCUGACCUUGGCAAUGCAGAGCACACAUCCGUCGAUCCGAGCUGAGGUGCUGCCCGAGUUUGGGCAUGUGCACACGAUCCGGUAUCAUCAGCAAGAUGGGCAGAGAUUCUUGUUGGUUUCUGAUGAUACUCAGUUGCAUAUAAGGAAGUAUAAUUCAACAAGAGAUGUUUUUGCUCACUUUGCGAAACUCGUUGUCCCUGAGCCAGUCUCCUUCAUCGAAAGUACCCCUGCUGGCUUCAUCUUCGCAUCGGACACCUUCUACUACGUCCCACUGGAUCACCAAUCCCCAUCGGACGUGUCCGCACGGAAGCUGAUGCCUCCACGCCGGUCGGAUUAUCCCGUCAGUGCGCACGCAAUCACCGCCAACGAAAUCCUGCUGGCCUACCAGAAUCACGGAAUCUUUGUGAACCUUUACGGCGAACAAUCCAGAAACCAGAUCAUCGAGUGGGAGAAGAUGCCGAUCGAGUUUGCCUACACCUCACCGCUUCUCUAUAUAGUUCAUGACGAUUCCAUUGAGAUUGUGCAAAUCUCCAAGAGCUCCAAGGAGACUGUGCUCGCCGAGCGAGAAGUCAUCGCAUGUGUUAAUGCGCAUAUUGUUCAAAGCGAUGGAGUCUUGAUUUCAGUAUCCUCUAAGGAUAUCACAGAGGUUCACAGAUUUUCGGCAACUUGUAGAGGAACUGGAACCAAGAGAAGAGGAAUUUCUCCAUUUAAUACAUUGAAAAGAUCCAAAAACUAAACUCAAUUGUCUAUGUAUAAUAUAUACAAAAAUAGUCAUAAUAACUUUCAAUUUUCCAGUCAUCAUUGUUUAUUUUAAUCUCCAAAAUGUCUGAUCUCUGAGUUGAAAACUUUCAAAUAAAUCUAUAUUAUAAUU
Molecule: messenger RNA, 3917 nt
Organism: Caenorhabditis elegans
Lineage: Eukaryota; Metazoa; Nematoda; Chromadorea; Rhabditida; Rhabditidae
Gene: citk-1
Product: Phorbol-ester/DAG-type domain-containing protein
Exons: 6
Coding region: 12-3782 (1256 amino acids)
Molecular function (GO): diacylglycerol binding; protein serine/threonine kinase activity
Source: RefSeq, marked reviewed